UGCGCGGGUGGGUCGGGGCCUUGAGGAAGGGGCCGGCGUCGGGAGAGGGAGGAGCCUGCGCCAGGGAGGCGGGCCAGGCUAGAGGAGGGAGUGGAGCAGGCCUGAGCGGGGAGAGGGCUGAAUCAACUUGGGUUCGGUCCCAGGGCCUGCCUGCUUCUGGGCUCUGCAGGGUGGACUCGUGUCUUUCCGCCUGGAUUCCCACCGCUGAGGGUGGCAGGAGGCGCAUGGCCUGGGGAGGGGUUAGUCAAUCCUCACCAGCCCAUGGCGACUGUCCUUGUCCACCCACAUAUACUCAUCACCAUCACCACCUAAUUCCUACAUCUCUCUUGCUGUCCUGGGAAUGGCCCUAUCCUGAGAACCUGCCUCUCCUGUUUGUGUCCCAACCUCCUUAAGCCUGCAAACGCUGGCCAAGUACCCUACCAGGGAAUUUUUAAUUAAACCUUACUCCCCACUUCAGAGUCAGAUGGUUGAUGAACGGGACUGAGACCCAACUUGGGGCACCUGUGUGCACCUGAUCACCUCUCACCUCUUACAACUCUUUUAGUUCCCUUCCCCUACUCGCACCAAUAACAAUAACAACAAAUCACCCUACCCUGAGGAGGGAAACAGGAGCCUAAAGGGAGGCCAUCAGGUCUUCCUUCCCACAACUGCUGACCCUUGCCUUGGUUCCCCUGGAUGGUGCAUGCUGGGGCCUGGUCUUAGUCCUGUGCAUCUGAGGUUGGCCACUCUACUUCAGUGUCAUGGAUUUCGCCAAGCCUAAGGCCAGCAUUUCUGGGAACCACCAGCUGGAUGAGGUCCAGGGACAGAGACGGCUGCUCCAGCUAAAGUGGCCUCGGACCCCGCGUGGGCUGUGGAGUGGAUCGAACUUCCUCGGGGCCUCUCUCUCUCUUCCUUGGGAUCUGCUCGUACCCUCCGAGGCUGGAGCCGGUCCUCGCGCCCUUCCUCUUCCUCCGUGGACAGUCAGGACUUGCCAGAGGUGAAUGUUGGAGACACUGUCGCGAUGCUGCCCAAGUCCCGGAGAGCCCUAACUAUCCAGGAGAUCGCUGCACUGGCCAGAUCCUCCCUGCAUGGUAUUUCCCAGGUGGUGAAGGACCACGUGACCAAGCCCACUGCCAUGGCCCAGGGUCGAGUGGCUCACCUUAUUGAAUGGAAGGGCUGGAGCAAGCCAAGCGACUCUCCUGCUGCCCUGGAAUCAGCCUUUUCCUCCUACUCGGAUCUCAGUGAGGGUGAGCAAGAGGCUCGCUUUGCGGCAGGAGUGGCUGAGCAGUUUGCCAUUGCAGAAGCCAAGCUCCGGGCAUGGUCUUCAGUGGAUGGUGAGGACUCGACCGAUGAAUCCUAUGAUGAGGACUUUGCUGGGGGAACUGACUCAGACAUGGCUGGGCAGCUGCCCCUGGGACCCCACCUCCAGGACCUCUUCUCUGGCCACCGAUUUUCCCGGCCUGUGCGCCAGGGCUCCGUGGAGCCGGAGAGCGACUGCUCGCAGACAGUGUCCCCAGAGACCCUGUGCUCCAGUCUGUGCAGCCUGGAGGACGGGUUGCUGGGCUCCCCGGCCCACCUGGCCUCCCAGCUGCUGGGUGAAGAGCUGCUUCUUGCCAAACUGCCCCCCAGCCGGGAAAGUGCCUUCCGCAGCCUGGGCCCCUUGGAGGCCCAGGACUUGCCCUACAACUCGCCCCACACAGAGUCCUGCCUUUCCCCCGCCGAGGUGGAGCCCGCCCCCUGCGAGGACUGCCAGCCGCUCUGCCCACCGGUGGGCAGCUGGGAACGCCAGCCGCAAGCCUCUGACGUGGCUUCUUCUGGGGUGGUGUCCUUGGAGGAGGAUGAGGUGGAGCCAGAGGAACAGUGACGCAGAUCAUGCCUGGCGGUGGCAUGGCCGCUGUGCCCAGUUGUGGGCUGGAGGCUUCCAGCAGAGCUCCAAAGCCUGGGGGGCUCCUGGGAGCACUCACUCCUCAUUGUGUGUUUUGCAUGAAAGUGUCUAGAGAGGAGGCAGGGACCAGGCUGGGGGCGCAUGUCCAGCCCCCACUCCUGGGGCUUGCCGGGGGUUGCCCGGGGCCCCUGGGGCAUGGCUACAGCAGUGGCUGAGUGAUGUUCAUGUUCUUAAAUCAAAAACGCCACAUAUUUCCUCCUCUGAUGAUGUGAACCUCUGAGGGGGCAGUUAUGACUGGGCUAUGUGGGAUAGAAUGGGAGGGAGCCCGGCCUCCCCUGCCCCUCCCCCCGCCUCUCUCCUCUGCUUCUC
This is a messenger RNA of Myotis brandtii (Brandt's bat), 2233 nucleotides long. It is a transcript of the gene FAM131A, whose product is annotated as family with sequence similarity 131, member A. NCBI's taxonomy places the organism in Eukaryota, Metazoa, Chordata, Mammalia, Chiroptera, Vespertilionidae. The record is from RefSeq and is a predicted model, not a curated record. The transcript has 7 exons. The coding region runs from base 1001 to 1843 and encodes 280 amino acids.